AUGCUGGAACUACACAUCUGGGGACCUGCGUUCGGCCUCCCUUCGAUCGAUGCGCAAUGUAUAGCUAUAAUCGCAUAUCUAAACCUCACGCUCUCAAAAGACCAAUGGACGGUUGUAGCUUCUAGUAAUCCUUUGUUGUCGCCCAACCGAGAACUCCCGGCUCUGCGAGACGACAGAACAUGGGCGACUGGCUUCCGCGGUAUUGUUGAGUAUCUCCGUAAGAAGACCGACGGGCAGGCCGACCUCGACAGCUUCCUCUCUCCUGUUGAGAAAGCUGAAUGCAUAGCCUUCUCAGCCUUUAUCGAGACCCAUGGCCAAUCUCUCAUAGACCUCUCUCUCUACGUCUCCCGCAAAAACUUUGACUCUUGCACACGCUCAAUAUACGCCACCCUCUUACCGUUCCCAAUGCAAUACUAUAUGCCUGUUCGCCUACGUUCACAAGCAAAGGAUCGUACAGCUGGCCUCGGUGUCACCACGCUCGAUAUCGACGCCGUCGAGCCUACCCCCAAAGCUCCCGAAGCUGGCACACCACACACCACCGCCCCUCCAGAACAGAAGUCGACGUCGAUACUAUCAAGCACCGAGGUGGCAGCGACGUUCAAGCUGAUGGAUCUUGUGGCAGACUUCCUAGAGCCACUGAAGGCGCGCCUAGGCGAUGAAAAGCACUUUUUUGGCGACUACCCAAGCUCACUAGACUGCUUGGCGGUUGGAUACCUGGCGCUAUGCUUCUACCCUGAGCUGCCACAGGCGUGGCUGCAGAACGAGAUGAAGAAGAGCUUCCCUAGGAUAUGUGGCUACCUUAAUGACCUGAAGCCGCAGCUGAUAGGUGAAUUUGUGGAUGCGAAGUCGAUAUUGACGUAUACGCACGGCGGCGAACGUGUUACGUCUAUGCUACCGUGGGGCGUAGCGGAGAAGGGGGAUCUACCAUGGAUGUCAAUGUUUUUGGUAGAGAAGGCUUUGGAUGUAAUGGGGCUGGGAAGGAAUAAUGAGUUGAGGAAGCAGAAAAUUAAAGAGAAAGAGGAUGCUAUGGAUCCGAUGGACUUGGAGAGGAGGAGGAAAGCACAAGCUGCUGCAAGAAGACAAAGAAUUAAAAGCGUGUUAACGGUCGCUGGUGGUGUGGCGGCGUUUGUGGGGUAUUGUGUGUGGGUUUUGCAGACAGGGUCACAACAUCAGGCAGCAGGUGAGGACGUGGGCGAGAGUGCUCGAGUUGUCAGGGAAUAUAUAAUCGUUGAUGACGAUGGCGAGGAGGAAGAGGAGGAAGAGGAGGAAGAAGACGAGGAGGAAGAAGACGAGGAGACGAGGAAGGCAAGGGAAGCGGAGGAGCUGGAAAUAAUAGAGAGGAUGGAGGGAGAAAAUGAAAAGAACGCUUUCGGUCUUGCAGGCGCGAUCUUGGGACUUAACAAUCCAAGGCCACCGCCGCAAGAGUUCAGUCCUGGGGAAGAGGAAGAGAUCGCGGAAGACAUCCAAGAGGAGGAAUAG
This is a messenger RNA of Morchella importuna, 1479 nucleotides long. RefSeq lists its product as uncharacterized. Lineage: Eukaryota; Fungi; Ascomycota; Pezizomycetes; Pezizales; Morchellaceae. Gene Ontology annotation, biological process: mitochondrion organization. Gene Ontology annotation, cellular component: SAM complex. The transcript has 3 exons. The record is from RefSeq and is a predicted model, not a curated record. Bases 1 to 1479 code for a protein of 492 amino acids.